AUGGUGUUUUGUCACAUCCGAUAUCCCUCUGAAUCAUUAGCCCGUAAAGAGCCAGGUGUAUUGUCUCAGAUCGGCGAAUCUGGGGCUGCGUCUGUCGAGUUGGAUGAGCAGUGCGAAUUGAUCACGUCUUUGACUGCACGGGUGUCUAUCACCAACGAGGACUCUGCGCGGCUGUUCAGUGAAGCCGGCGGUAAAGUCGUUCCGCAAAUCAUGCAGCUCUCGCCUUGUAUCAUGAGAGUUGCACUGGGUGACCAAACCCAGGAUAUAGUGUAUCCUUUCCCUGUCGCGGGCAGUGGGCAUCGGCUGCGGCUCGCUCGGAAGUCACGAUAUAUUGAGGUCGUUGUACCGACCUCCAGAUCACUCAUGCCGGAUGGAAUGAAGCUGAAUCCGUUUCCCGUCAUCAACUCGAAAGGACUGCUCCAUACAUGGAGCAUCCAUCGGGUUAAUCUAUUCGCCUUGCCCGUCCUUGACGUCAAGGUCAGAAAUAUUAAGGAAUGGCUCAUCCCCCACGUCGCCUUCACGAUGUCCGCUCGCGAACUAUCACUCAGGAAGAAACACCAAGUUGACACUCUCAUGUUCGUCAAAGACACCCUCCAGUCUAUUUUCGUUGGCGCUUCAGGAGUCCAAGGUGGUUCUGUGCAUCGUCUAUUUGCUCUCCGCGAUAAGAAGACAAAUAAUUGUGAUACCUGCAUCUUUGUCGAUGAACUUCGUUACGACCUGGCGGCUCAUACACUUAUCUGCGACGGGUACAUCCUCCCUCUGACAGCGAGGAUAAUAAUGGAGAAUGAGAAGCCUUUCGCGAAGCUGGUUCACCAAGGGAAAAUGAGCUAUAUUGAUGUGCUUGAAGGCGAGAUGCAGGCAUGGAAGCAGCUCUUGCCCGCUUUUGUGGAGAGGUGCCGGUCUUCCUGGACGCAUGGGGCGAAUUGUGAAUAUAUCGCUCAAGGCCGCAUCCCACUCACAGAGGAUAUGGAGGCAGACCCACUCUGUAGUUGCGGAAGAGGGAAGGACGUCGAAGGGAUGCAUAAAGUCGAACUAUGGAAGACAUUCGCACCAUACGUCACACGGAUUGCGAUUUCGCCAUUGUUCGCGGUGUCUUAUCUUGAGACUGUGGGUCGGGAUCCGGACGCUCACAAGUGUCGUUCAUGCAGAAGGAAAGCGAAACCGAAGAUCAAAGUAUGCGCGGGGUGCCAGAAGGUGCGAUAUUGUUCCUCAGAGUGUCAGAAGAAGGACUGGAAGGCACAUAAGCCGAAGUGCAAGCCUUGA
This is a messenger RNA of Laccaria bicolor S238N-H82, 1263 nucleotides long. RefSeq lists its product as uncharacterized. NCBI's taxonomy places the organism in Eukaryota, Fungi, Basidiomycota, Agaricomycetes, Agaricales, Hydnangiaceae. The record is from RefSeq and is a predicted model, not a curated record. The transcript has 3 exons. The coding region runs from base 1 to 1263 and encodes 420 amino acids.